Rubroshorea leprosula is the source of this 1501-nucleotide messenger RNA. The record is from the annotation of a GenBank genome assembly. Lineage: Eukaryota; Viridiplantae; Streptophyta; Magnoliopsida; Malvales; Dipterocarpaceae.
AUAGUGUAAGCUGUUAAAUUAAAGUUUGCAAUGUUGUAGAUAGCUUUAGAAAAAUCAUGUCAAUAGCGCAGGAAGCCUGAACUUUAAAAUAUUGGAUUAAACAAGAAAAAUCAGUGUAAUUCCAAAGUCUAGAUUAUACAUAUGGUCAGUAAAUAAAUUCUUCUUUUAAGAAAAAAGGUAUAAUAGUUUUACGAGUAACCCAAAUAGGUUUUCAAAGAACUUUGAGCCAAGAUACAGUUUUGGGCAGGUUCAAGUUUACCUUAAAAGGCUUGAGUAAGCUUGUUCACAAUAGCAAUCACAGAAAGCUCCCAAAUUUCCAAAAAUCCCAGUCAUACUCCACUCUUGGGACUAAUCUGAAAUGGUUGGAAAAAGAACCAUGUGAGCUAUGAACCCCAAUAAAUAUAAGUUAUAGUUUGGGGCCAUGGUAGAACUCUUAACCAAUUUAAGAAGAUCAUUCGGUUAAUCCAUCAUAAGCUUGUAGUUAUAACAGAAUACAAAAGAGUAGGUUUAGCUGAAUCAACCUGUUGUCAGUAAUUGAAAAAACAUCAAGCAGGGACUUAUCAAUAAAGCUAUUAGCAAACAAGCACAUUCAUUUCAUGCUUCAAUACUUAAUCUCAGCAAGUAUGUCUACUACCUUAACCUUGAUGAAAGAAAAGUAUUCUAGGGAUAUGUGCUCAAUACAAAUACACUGUCAUGGGGUCAACUAAUCAAUAUAUGGUACACUCACAUUCUGCCAGAACUUGUCAUGGCAUACCCAACUGUGCAUUGGUCAAUAACAAUAACCAUGGCUGCUCACUAACAAUAACCAUGGCUGCUCACUUAAGCACAAUAGUACCUAGCUUUUAGCAUAGGUCAAUAACAAUAACUAUUUGAGUACUUAGUUGUAUAUGUUUCAUUUUGCUUUCAGAUAUCUGUGCAGCAGCUGAUGCAAUCUUUUAAUUUCAUUACUUCUCAUGCGUGUCUAAUAUGAUUGUUUCUGGUUUGACAAUAUUAUUAUGUGGUUUUGUUUUAUUUUCUGGUUCAUUUAUAAUUAGGACUUCUUGCAAAGGUAUUGCAUUUUUGCAUCAGAAAGAGAUCUUAGACUUCUUCUUGUUGAUACUUAGGUCAGGGAUUUGCCUCAAUAUCACGCUGUUGCAUCAAAUACAUCUGGUUCAACCCCAAAAGAUUUGUUUGAGUUGCUGAAGGAUUAGAAAAACAGGUCUUUUUCACAAGAUUGGUAAAUUUGUAUUGAAGAGUUAGGAACCCUCUUGAAUUCUUCAAACCCUAGCAUUCUGCAGCUCUCAUGAACUCUCAACUUCCUGUCCUCUUUUACCAUUUGGUGACAAAGAAGGAAAUGGCAAGAUGAACUUAGUUCUCCACUAAGUUGCAAGAUAAUCCAUUUGAAGUGCGAACAACUCUUAGUGGAAUGUAACUUUUCUCAGGUGUUCUUGGCAAUUACAUGCCAAUAGACAUGUAUACACUUCUUUUCCUGUUAAAAAGUUAAUUAAGUAUAUUUGAGGUA